AUGUCAAGACUUGUAUCCCUAUUCCAAAAAUUCAAUUUUAUAGGAAGCUCAGUCAAUGAGCCGGACGAUGACAGAGAUUCUAUACCUGUUUACACUAUUAAAGAAUGUAAAAGUUAAAUAGCUUUGCCUCAAGGCACGCAUCUUAUUUCUGAUAGAAUUUUAAUAAUUCCAUUCCCAGACCUCCAUCAGCGAGCUUCAAUUUCUGCUUAUUUGAACACCUUUCAUGGAAAGAAAUACAUGAUAUGAAAUAUAAGUGACAAAAUUUAUGACACGAGCCAUUUUGGUGGCCAAGUUCUUGAUUUUGUGUUCCCAGGCUUUCCAAAUCCUCCUUUACAAGUGAUUUUUUCAAUAAUCAACUCCAUGAACGCAUGACUAAAUACAGAUGAAGAAAAUAUCAUCAUAAUUCAUGGACAAAACAAUAAAUCCAGAAGUAUCAUGCUCGCUGCUUGCUUGCUCUCAUGAAAGCAUGAAAAUAUUUCUCCAAUUCAAGGAAUUUCAGAAAUCUGUCAUAAAAUAAACGAAAACGAAAAAAUUAUAUCCCCUUCACAGGUAAGAUAUUUAUCUUAUUAUCAUCGAAUUCUAUUGGGAGAAAGAGUAAUUUUAAUAUAGCCAGUCACAUCAAAGCUGCAUUUACAUAGGAUUAUUUUGAAUAAUAUUCCAUCAAUUGAAGCAGGUGGUAUAAAACCUAUCAUAAAAAUAUUUCAAAAUAAAGGCUUACUCCCCCCCCCCUCCGUGAGCGAACAAAACCAUUAGAAAAAUCGGCAUUUUUUUGACCAAAAACCCACCCUCCGUGAGUGAACAAAAAUUUUUUUAAUAGAAAAAAUUUUAAUGGAAAAAAAUUUUGAUAUAUAAGUGAUAAUUAGUAUAAUGAAAUCUAGAGCUAAUUCUGUUUAAUUUUAAACAAAUUGCGUUUUAAAACAUAAAUUUUGCAAAUUAAAUUAAUAUUUGCUUCCCAAUUUUUGCAAAUUAGGAUUUUUUUAAAUUUCGAAAAAAAUAUUUUUUAUAAAAUUUAUAUAUAAAUUUUUUUUAAAAAAAAAAAUUAACCCCCCUCCGUGAGCGAACAAAAUUUUUUUGUUCGCUCACGGAGGGGGGGGGGGGAGUUAGCAUAUUCAAGCGACUCUGAUAAUUUGCAAUUUUUCCCAUCUGAAAACCUUUUCAUUUCUUUUGAUUUAGAUGUAGAAAUAGAAGGAGACGUACUAAUUGUUUGUAAGCAUUUAACUGAAGCUAAUAAAUUGCUCACAACCUUCAAAGUGAUGCUCCAUACUGCUUUUGCAAACCAAAACGUGCUGCAUAUCAUUAGAAAUGAAAUCGAUUUGGCUUGUAAUGACGAAAAAUAUAGUGAUUAUUUCGCAAUGGAUUUAUUUUUUGAUAGAAUUGAAGAAGUUGGGGUAGAAAAAAGCAACCAUCUUUGGGUUAGCGUAGAAAGGUCUAGAGGAAUUAUAAGGGAAGAUGCGGUAGAAGAUAAAGGUGAGAUGGAUUUUAUGAAUAAGUUCAGUAUUGGGGAUAUUGAUGAAGAUAGCUAUGAAACUUUAUAG
Blepharisma stoltei is the source of this 1535-nucleotide messenger RNA. The record is from the annotation of a GenBank genome assembly. NCBI's taxonomy places the organism in Eukaryota, Ciliophora, Heterotrichea, Heterotrichida, Blepharismidae.